AGCUCUGCCAGCCUCACCAAUGAUGGACUGCCUGACAGGACUCUGUUUGACAGACUGACUGAUUGGAACUAACAGGACAAAAAUAUCUGGAUUUUUUUUGAAGAUGGAAUUACCUGGAAAUGAUGAGAGGAGACAUGCUGCUGCUACUGCUGCUGUCCUGCUGAAUUCACAGUGAACCACUUACAUCCAGGCCAGUUGAGCCGGGGACAAGCUAGGACACGACAAGAUGGCUAAAGUCAACGUGGCGCACUCCAUUAAAACGACGCAGCAGUUGCCUGGCUGCACAUCCGACGACGAGCUAUCGGUCAUUGAAAAUGGAGACAACAGAGACCACCUUGCCUGUGAAGGCAACUCUGAGAUGCCUUCACUGUCCCACAGAAGUUCAUUUACAGGGGACGGAGCAAUGGCCAGGCUCUCUUACUUCUUCUUCAUGCUACACAACUGGGCCUCCAACAGAGUAAAACCAGAGGAAGAGAGGCACGACUCUUUCUUGGAGCGCUUUAGAGGCCCCGAGCUCAAAGAAAUGGCCAGUCGAGAGAGCAAUGCUCUGGGUCAGAGUGACUCAGUCCACAAACGGAAUAAGUGGACACUCGCUGCUUUUAACGUGAAUAAUUGCAACAACACAGACAGCAAAAAAGAGGACAAAAAAGACGAGAUUAAAAAAGAGGAGAAGAAAGACAACAAGGAUGAGAAAAAGGAUGAAAAGAAAGAUGAGAAAAAAGACGACAAAAAAGACGACAAAAAGGACGAUAAAAAGGAUGAUAAGAAGGACGAUAAAAAGGAUGAUAAGAAGGACGAUAAAAAGGAUGAUAAGAAGGAUGACAAAAAGAAAGAGGAGCCACCGAAAGAAAUCUGGCUGAUGGAUCCAGCCGCAGACCAGUACUACAGGUGGCUCACCAUCAUUGCUGGACCCGUCUUUUACAACCUGAUGAUGAUCGUGACAAGGGCUUGUUUCAAUGAGCUCCAGGAGAGUUACACCAAACUCUGGAUCAUCUUAGACUACACCUCAGACUUCAUCUACUACACAGACACGUUUGUGAGGUCAAGAACAGGUUACUUGGAGCAAGGCCUGCUGGUGAAGGACGCCCAGAAACUACGAGCCAAAUACAGAACCACGUCUCAAUUCAAAUAUGACAUGAUCUCUAUGAUCCCCACCGACCUCCUGUUUCUGAAGUAUGGCUAUAACAACCCGGAGUUCAGAUUCAACCGCCUGUGCAAAAUCUCCCGGCUGUUUGAGUUCUUUGAGAGGACUGAAACCAGGACCAGCUUCCCCAAUAUAUUUCGCAUCAGUAACCUCGUGCUGUAUAUCUUAGUCAUUAUCCACUGGAACGCUUGCAUGUUCUUUGCCAUCUCUAAAACCAUUGGUUUUGGAAGCGACACCUGGGUGUAUCCCAAUAUCAGCCACCCAGAACACGGGCGCCUCGCCAGGAAGUACAUCUACUCCCUGUACUGGUCCACACUGACCCUCACCACUAUUGGAGAGACCCCUGCCCCGGUCAGGGAUGUGGAAUUCCUAUUUGUCAUCGCAGACUUCCUGACAGGCGUGCUGAUCUUUGCUAGUAUCGUCGGUAACGUCGGUGCCAUGAUCUCCAACAUGAACGCCUCCCGUGCCGAGUUCCAGGCAAAGAUUGACUCUAUUAAGCAAUACAUGCAAUUUCGAAAGGUCACCAAAGACCUGGAAGCCAGGGUCAUCAAAUGGUUCGACUACCUGUGGACUGAGAAGAAGACCUGCGAUGAAAAAGAAGUCCUAAAGAACCUGCCGGACAAGCUCAAGGCCGAGAUCGCCAUCAACGUCCACCUCGAUACGUUAAAGAAAGUUCGAAUCUUCCAGGACUGUGAGGCCGGUCUCCUUAUCGAGCUGGUGCUGAAGCUCCAACCCCAAGUCUUCAGUCCAGGGGACUACAUCUGCAAGAAGGGAGAUAUUGGCAGGGAGAUGUACAUUAUCAAGGAGGGCAAGCUGGCUGUGGUGGCUGAUGAUGGUGUCACUCAGUUCGUGGUUCUCAGUGAUGGCGCCUACUUUGGAGAAAUCAGUAUUCUGGGGAUCAAAGGCAGUAAAGCUGGCAACAGGAGAACAGCCAACAUCCGGAGCGUGGGCUACUCGGAUCUCUUUGCCUUGUCUAAAGACGACCUGAUGGAAGCUCUCACUGAGUACCCAGAGGCCAAGAAGGCCCUGGAGGAGAAGGGCAAGGCCAUUCUGAUGAAAGACAACCUGAUUGAUGAGGCGGUAGCCAACGCUGGUGCUGACCCCAAGGACUUAGAAGAGAAGAUCACCAAACUCCAAAGCAAUCUGCAAGACAUGCAGGGCAAGUUUGCCCAGAUGAUGGCCCAGUUCAUCUCCAGUCAGAGCCAGAUGAAGAAGAGGGUGACCGAGAUGGAGGCCAAAGUGACUGCCAUCAAACCGCAGGACUUGGCUGAGGUGGUGGCGGACAAGGACAAGAAGGUGCAGUGAUUUCUCAGACAUGUGGACUUCAGAGACAUUCAAGAACUUUCCAUUCGACAACCAGCAAGACUUUUUGAAGGCCCAUGUUUUUAUCAAUUUAUACAUCUGUUCAUCAUCUUAACGUGUCAAAAUUGUGUACAGUGUAUACAGGAUGUGUGCUUCAUAUGUAUUUUGUGUUUGCUACGAUCGAAAGCCACAUUCAGGCGAAACAGGUUCAACUGAGUUGUUAAAUCCUUUUCCUUUGGCUUUCACUUUCUAUUUGUAUAUUUACGCAUCAACCUGCACCGUGCACUGUUUAAUACUGUAUACUGGAGAAAGUUUUCCAACACAUACUGUGUCAUUUUGAAUUAACAUUAAA
This is a messenger RNA of Synchiropus splendidus (mandarinfish), 2798 nucleotides long. It is a transcript of the gene cnga3a, whose product is annotated as cyclic nucleotide gated channel subunit alpha 3a. Lineage: Eukaryota; Metazoa; Chordata; Actinopteri; Syngnathiformes; Callionymidae. The record is from RefSeq and is a predicted model, not a curated record. The transcript is spliced from 9 exons. Gene Ontology annotation, biological process: monoatomic cation transmembrane transport. Gene Ontology annotation, molecular function: protein-containing complex binding; cGMP binding; intracellularly cGMP-activated cation channel activity. Gene Ontology annotation, cellular component: intracellular cyclic nucleotide activated cation channel complex; plasma membrane. Bases 227 to 2449 code for a protein of 740 amino acids.